Molecule: messenger RNA, 797 nt
Organism: Didymodactylos carnosus
Lineage: Eukaryota; Metazoa; Rotifera; Eurotatoria; Philodinida; Philodinidae
Source: the annotation of a GenBank genome assembly
CACACAAAACUCAAACAAAUCGAACUAAAAAGGUGAUAUUCGUAAUCAGCACAAAAUUCUGCAUCGGAUGAUGUGUCUUUCAAGGAAAAAUGAAGAGUGCUUGAUUUUUGAAUUAGCGGCACCUUACAAAAUUAAAUUAAAUGAAAACGUACAAACGAUACCAACAAUAGGUAAUUAUUCGAUAAAAUUCUUAUUACAGUAAUAAUAAUGCAUAGUCUAUCAAUUGAUACAAGAAGAACUAUUACUAGAUUUUUUAUGAAUUUUAUAUUUAAAACUAUACAAUUAAAUUAUUUUCUCUUUUUCUUAUAAUGGAUUUGUGUGUUAAUUAGUAUAUUGAGUCAUUGUGUCUAUGUUUAUUUAUGAUUUGUCUCUUCUUCUUCUUCAAAGGUUUUAAUGUGGAAACAGUCUCACCAGCUCCUGGUAUAUCAUUCACUGUGUGGGAUGUUGGUGGACAAGAUAAAAUUCGCCCACUAUGGAUGCAUUAUUUUCAAGGUACACAUGGUCUAUUGUACGUUAUAGAUAGUAAUGAUCGCGAACGAAUACAGGAAGCAAGAGACGAACUAUUUGGAAUAAUAAAUAAUGAAAAUAUGUCAAACGUACCAUUUGUAAUUAUUGCCAAUAAAUCUGAUUUACCAACAGCAUUAAAUUGUUCAGAAUUAAUUGAAGAAUUAAAUCUACAUUCAGUAUCGAAACGUCGAUGGUAUAUUCAAUCAGCAUGUGCCAUAAAUGGAGAUGGUAUAUGCGAAGCGAUGCAACAAAUGGCAAAAAUGAUCAAAGAUCAACGAAAAUACACUUAA